AUGGUUAUACCUGAACACCCUCUGCAAGAUACCAAGCAAAAGAAGAAAGAACAGCAACAAGUUUCCGCAACAGCAUGUUCGAAUUGUGGCACUACCACUACGCCUCUAUGGAGAAGAGCACCUAAUGGAGACACUAUUUGCAAUGCCUGUGGUCUCUAUCUCAAAGCGAGAAACACACUGCGCCCGCCUUCCAUGAAACGCAACUUUAAGAGCAAACAGGACCAGUUACAGGAACAAAUGACACAUAAUACAAUCAAUGCAGCAGAGGCCUUGGCGGGUACAUGCCCAGGCGGUGGCCAAUGUAAUGGCACGGGUGGCUCUCCCUCUUGCGAGGGCUGCCCUGCUUUUAAUCAGCAUCAAGUGAAUCGACAUGCUUUGAUCUGUGCUAAUUGCCGCACCACAACAACACCCUUAUGGAGACGAGAUGAAGAAGGCAAUACGAUUUGCAAUGCUUGUGGUUUAUAUUACAAAUUACACAAUGUGCAUCGACCUGUCAGUAUGAAACGUAGUGUGAUUAAGCGCCGCAAGAGAAUCAUUGUCAACGAGCAUGGAGAGGGCGAGGAAGAAGAGGAUGAGCUAGAGUCUUCAUCAGAGGGGGACCCUGUGGAUAGUGACGAUGAGGAGAAGGUCAAACAAGCAGCGGAGAAAAAGGAAAAGAAGAAGAGAAGAGUCGUCAAUACUACCGUAACAAACAUUCGACGUGGAUCAAAUAGCAAUGCUGCUGUACCUCCCAUUGAAGACUAUAUUGAGCCAAAAAGAGCAUCCUAUCAAGCGCCUUUUCAUUAUGCAACACCUCCUCAGGCGCCUCCAUCACAACCAAGAUUACCUCCACCACCCAGAACGCCACCCACUGCAUUUCAUCAGCCAGCAGUAGCAGCAACCACAUCAGCUACAGCUAGAAAUCUACCCUUGAUUCAUGAUAUCAAUCGCUCGUUACCUCCACCUGCUGCUGCGAGUCGGUUUGAUCCCUUGUCUGAUUAUAGAUCUACUUCAUCGCCACAGCCAUUAUUGUCGCAUUCAUCGCCUACAUCGCAGCCGAUGCAUCAGAAAAUUGUAAAUCUACCGCCCAUUGCAGCUAUUGGGCCCACCGCUGCUGCUGCUGCUGCUGCUGCUGCAGGGCCACCAUCCGCGCAACCACCACCAUCAAACAAUCCCUAUGCUGAUCUGACUGAAUUCGACCAUGCCAUGACCCGAUUAGAAAGAUUAAGACGUAGAGUGCCACCCGAGCAAUGUCAGGUCCUGUCACGAUUGACCAACUCUUUAGAAGACAUUGUUGCUCAAGCCGAAAAUAUACUACAGUCAACUCAUGCUACUAUGAAUACUCUACAACGACAACAACAACAGCAACAUUACCAACAUCACCUACAGACAACCCAGCAAUAA
Mucor velutinosus is the source of this 1383-nucleotide messenger RNA. RefSeq lists its product as uncharacterized. Gene Ontology annotation, molecular function: DNA-binding transcription factor activity, RNA polymerase II-specific; RNA polymerase II cis-regulatory region sequence-specific DNA binding; zinc ion binding. Lineage: Eukaryota; Fungi; Mucoromycota; Mucoromycetes; Mucorales; Mucoraceae. The record is from RefSeq and is a predicted model, not a curated record. The coding region runs from base 1 to 1383 and encodes 460 amino acids. The transcript has a single exon. Gene Ontology annotation, biological process: positive regulation of transcription by RNA polymerase II; negative regulation of transcription by RNA polymerase II.